AUUUUCCCUUUACAUAAAUGUCGCCAUGUGUUCCCACCGUGUCGUCACAUGCCAUCCCCAGCCAACACCAAAAUCACAUCAUGUCGUCAUGUUGACAAUGCUCGUGGGCUACGACUCUCUCCAUCCAAUCUCCUAUAUAUUCAAAACCAAUGCAUCGCCCCGUUCCGUGAACAAGCAGGCAAUUCUUGCUUUGCUACAGUCUCUUCCCCUUCGAAAUUCAUGGUAAUUUCCUGAUACAUGCAGCUUUGGAUCGAUCCAGCGAUGAUGUGGAUUGGAUCUAGCAGUUUCUGAUUACGUCAGGGCAUUCUCCUUACCUGAUAAACAGGAGAGAAUAUCCGCGGUCGGCAUUUUGUUCGCCUCGACUUGCUGGACAUUGAUAGCCAGAAAGGUGUACUUACACAUCUUACGCUUUUGGAAUCGUCGCACGUCGACACGAUGGACUCAUUGCCAGAACACUGCAUCUCUGUGAUUCUCGCCCUCACAUCCCCUGAAGACGUAUGCAGGCUCGCUCAAGUGUCGCGCACUUUCCGAUCAGCUGCUCAGUCCGACGUCAUCUGGGAAGGCUUCUUGCCGCCUGACUGCAAAACCCUGCUCGCAAGGUUGGUGAGGCCCCUCAAGUUCAGUUCCAAGAAGGAGCUCUACCUCAGCUUGUGCCAACCUCAGCUCGUUGACUCCGGGAGAAAGAGCUUCAAGCUGGAGAAAUUGUCUGGGAAGAUAUCGUAUGUGCUGUCUGCAGAGAGCUUUCCAUAG
Eucalyptus grandis is the source of this 750-nucleotide messenger RNA. Its product is annotated as F-box protein PP2-B15-like. The record is from RefSeq and is a predicted model, not a curated record. The coding region runs from base 436 to 750 and encodes 104 amino acids. Gene Ontology annotation, molecular function: protein binding. The transcript has 2 exons. Lineage: Eukaryota; Viridiplantae; Streptophyta; Magnoliopsida; Myrtales; Myrtaceae.